AUGAAGUUGUUGGUAGCUAUCGCCGUCGUCGGGGUUCUCGGAGGCUUGCAAGCUAUGCAAACCCAACACCUAAUCAAAGCAGCCUCGCUGACUGAUUGCGGAGGUCCGAAUGCUCUGCUCACCUUUGAUCAAGUUACUCUGAGUCCGGACCCUGUGAAAUACCCGGGUUCCAUAAACCUUGAGCUCGGCGUAACUGUUCAUUCGGAUAUUCCCCAAAACGCCUGGGUUUACAUGGAGUUCGUUAAGCAAGGCCUCAUCCCGAUCUCGUUGCCUUGCCUUGGUGAAACCGGUGCUUGCCCCUUCGAGUUCUGCCCCGCUGUCCUGACCAACCAGGAGACCUUCUGCACAGUGUUGCCAACUGAUGAGAAUGGCAACUGCAGUUGCCCAAUUGUCCCGGGAACAUACGCCCCGUCGGGUCCGAUCUCCUUGGAAAUCCCCAAUUUUGGCAGCUUGGUCGGAGCUCUCCUUGCCGGAAACUACAAAGGGCUGAUUGAAUUGCAUGCACCCGGAAACCGAGCUGAGAAAUACGGAUGUUUGGAUUUGUCCUUCAGGAUGGAGUUGUAAAGCGAGACUUGAUACUGCAAUAAAAAACCAUUCCAAUUUUUACUCCGCCAUUUUUUCCCCUCGUGGAUUCAUUCAAUUGGACAUUGGGUACAAAAAUCUAAAUCGUAUUCAGCUACAACAGAGUAUCAUGCUGUAAACUGCAAGAAAUGAUAGUACAGUACACUAAAGUGUUUGAGUUCGAGUUGUAAUGCACAUUUCUUCAGCACUC
Notodromas monacha is the source of this 772-nucleotide messenger RNA. The record is from the annotation of a GenBank genome assembly. Lineage: Eukaryota; Metazoa; Arthropoda; Ostracoda; Podocopida; Cyprididae.